Messenger RNA from Balaenoptera ricei (Rice's whale), 2478 nucleotides. It is a transcript of the gene TESK1, whose product is annotated as testis associated actin remodelling kinase 1. Gene Ontology annotation, molecular function: ATP binding; protein serine/threonine kinase activity. The record is from RefSeq and is a predicted model, not a curated record. The transcript has 10 exons. Bases 299 to 2185 code for a protein of 628 amino acids. Gene Ontology annotation, biological process: actin cytoskeleton organization; protein phosphorylation; positive regulation of stress fiber assembly. Gene Ontology annotation, cellular component: nucleus; cytoplasm. Lineage: Eukaryota; Metazoa; Chordata; Mammalia; Artiodactyla; Balaenopteridae.
GCCCGCCUGCCCGCCGGCGCCCGGGAGCGCCACCGCCACCGCCCGGCCCAGGCCCAGGCCCAGUCCCAGGCCCUGCGCAGAGCGGAGCGGAGCGGCGUCCACCCGGGCCCAGCAAGCCGGCGCGGCGGGGGCGGGCCCAGGCUCUUCGGCGUAUCUUCCAUUCUCCUGGGCGGGAGCGGGAGGGAUCGGGAGCCCCUGCGCCCCUGAUCGGGCUGGGCCCGCUCCCAUGGCGAGCGCGGCCUGCCCGGGCCCCGGGGACCCUGCCAUGUGAGGCAGGCCCCGGGCUGGGGGCCCGGCCAUGGCCGGGGAACGGCCCCCACUACGGGGCCCAGGGCCCGGGCCCGGAGAGGCGCCGGGGGAGGGGCCUCCGGGGCCGGGGGGCGCUGGCGGAGGCCCGGGACGGGGCCGCCCCUCCUCCUACCGGGCUCUCCGCAGCGCCGUGUCCAGCCUGGCGCGCGUGGACGAUUUCCACUGCGCCGAGAAGAUCGGGGCCGGCUUCUUCUCUGAGGUCUACAAGGUUCGGCACCGACAGUCAGGGCAAGUCAUGGUGCUGAAAAUGAACAGGCUCCCCAGUAACCGGGGAAACACGCUGCGGGAGGUGCAGCUGAUGAACCGGCUCCGGCACCCCAACAUUCUAAGGUUCAUGGGGGUCUGUGUGCACCAAGGGCAGCUGCACGCUCUUACAGAGUAUAUGAAUGGGGGGACCCUGGAACAGCUGCUCAGCUCCCCCGAACCCCUAUCCUGGCCUGUCAGGCUCCGCCUGGCUUUGGACAUCGCCCGCGGCCUGCGGUACCUGCAUGCCAAAGGUGUAUUCCACCGAGACCUCACAUCCAAGAACUGUCUGAUCCGGCGGGAAGACCGAGGCUUCACAGCUGUUGUGGGCGACUUUGGGCUGGCUGAAAAGAUUCCUGUGUAUAGGGAAGGGGCAAGGAAGGAGCCGUUGGCUGUGGUGGGUUCCCCUUACUGGAUGGCUCCAGAGGUGUUGCGGGGUGAGCUGUAUGAUGAGAAGGCCGACGUCUUUGCCUUUGGGAUUGUCCUCUGUGAGCUCAUCGCACGAGUACCUGCGGACCCUGACUACCUACCCCGUACUGAGGACUUUGGCCUGGAUGUGCCUGCUUUCCGAACCCUGGUAGGGGAUGACUGCCCACUGCCCUUCCUGCUCCUGGCCAUCCACUGCUGCAGUAUGGAACCUGGCACUCGUGCUCCCUUCACUGAAAUCACCCAGCACCUGGAAUGGAUCCUGGAGCAGCUGCCUGAGCCAGCCCCCCUCCUCAGGGCUCCCCUGGCACACAGUCAGGGGUUUGUUCCAAGAGGGGGUCCCUCUGCCACACUUCCCAGGCCAGACCCCCGGCUCUCCCGAAGCCGGUCAGACCUCUUCCUGCCCCCGUCGCCAGAAUCGCCCCCCAACUGGGGGGACAAUCUGACUCGAGUCAACCCCUUUUCACUACGGGAAGACCUCAGAGGUGGCAAGAUCAAGCUCCUGGACACACCCAGCAAGCCAGUCGCCCCCCUACCCCUUGUACCACCAUCAGCACUGCCCUCCACCCAGCUGCCCUUGGUGACCACUCCAGAGACCUUGGUCCAGCCUGGGACACCUGCCCGCCGCUGCCGCUCGCUACCAUCAUCCCCUGAACUCCCCCGACGUAUGGAGACAGCACUGCCAGGUCCUGUCCCUCCUGCUGUGGGCCCCUCGGCUGAAGAGAGAAUGGAGUGUGAGGGCAGUAGCCCUGAGCCAGAACCCCCGGGACCAGCUCCCCAGCUGCCCCUGGCCGUGGCCACAGACAACUUCAUCAGCACUUGUUCCUCAGCCUCCCAGCCCUGGUCCCCUAGAUCAGGAGCCCCCCUUAACAACAACCCCCCAGCCGUGGUGGUGAACUCCCCACAAGGCUGGGCUGGGGAGCCCUGGAACCGGGCCCAGCAUAGCCUGCCCCGUGCAGCAGCCCUGGAGCGGACAGAAGCCUCGCCGCCCCCGUCAGCCCCCCGGGAGUCCGAGGAGGGGCUGCCCUGCCCUGGCUGCUGCCUCGGCCCCUUCAGCUUUGGCUUCCUGUCCAUGUGCCCCCGCCCCACACCAGCUGUGGCCCGCUACCGCAACCUGAACUGCGAGGCGGGCAGUCUCCUCUGCCACCGGGGGCACCACGCCAAGCCACCCACAACCAGCCUGCAGCUGCCGGGGGCACGCUCUUAGCAGUGGGGCCUGUGGUCUCUGGCCUCCACCCUUGGCCUUCAGGAUGCCCUGUGAGGACAGAGCGCACAUGCUGGCCUGUGCCAGCCCCGGAUGGGCUGAGCAGCGCUUCUCCCUGUAGAGGGGAACCUCGGCAUGGACGUGAGGAACACAACAUUUCCUUUGCAUCCCCUGAGCUUGCUCUCCCGUGGGGAUCACUGAACCAGACAAAGCGUUGCUGACACACGAGACUAACACGUGCAAAUUAUUUAAAAAUAUUUCAAUAAAACUGCCUGGCUGGCUCCGGGCUGCCCCUA